UGUUUGUUUACCAAAAUGUGUUUCAGGACAAACGUGUUUUGGUUGCGAAAAAUCGCUUUUACCGAAAAUGUGCGCUACUACGCGGGUAUUUAUCAGAAGAAUCCACAGCUGAAGCCUGCAACAGCAACAAUUGAAACGAUCAAAGCGAAACUUACCGCAAACGAUACACCAUCGACGGAAGAAUGGAAAAACAUUCGCUUGAACAUACUGAAUGAGCGCAGGUUCAACAGUACAAAUGUUGAUAGCGUGGUGCUAGGACUUUGUCCUAAUUUGAGAAUUGGAAAAUCUUAUGUUAGCUUCUUGCAACAGCAAGGACUUGAAACUAACCUAGCGAUUGUUGGGAAGUUGUUGCGACUGUACCGAUUGAAAGAGGAUGCAAUAAGCGAAGCAGAUGAAGCCGAAAUUUGGCGGAUGUACACGGAAUUGCGUGAACAGAACGCUGUCCUUGAUGCGAAUACGUGCGAGCAUGCGAUCAAUGCACUGUCACUGACUAAACACUGGCGACAUUGCUUAGAGCUGCUGGAAAUGAUCAAAAUCUCCGGUACACCCGAUAGUUCAUCGUACAACUGCAUCGCGACGAAAGCUUUCCAGUCUGGCGACGAAUCGACGGGCUGGUUAAUGAUGCAGGAAAUGUGUGAGAACAAGCGCAUUCCAAAUGAUGACAGCUUUCUCGCGUGGAUAAAUUACAGCCGUUAUCAGCAGGGUCAAAGCUUUCCCGCUAAUCUGGAACGGAUGCUUCAGUUUACCAUGGAUUACACGGUAUUCCUUUCAAAACACGUCGGGAAAGAGUUGUUGCAGCUACCACAAGACAUCGGAGUUAGUGUGCAUGAGACGCGCAUCACUGACGGUGGUAAAUGUUCUCACUGUAAGGGAAAGCUUUCUAGCAUAGUUGUAUCGAACGAGUUGUUCCAGAGGAUGAGGGAUAGGUUCCUCGAGGCGGUGCUCAUCAGUAAGGAGAUUUUUAAUCGUACCACCCCGGACGAGCUGGCCCGUUUUCAAGUGUUUUUGAAGAAAACUCUCCCGUACGACGUGGUGAUCGAUGGGCUGAAUGUGGCUUUUUCUUCGGGCAAUCAAAAGAAUCCUACCAUUUACGCGCAACAAGUUGCUGCCGUCGUUCGGCACUAUGUUCGUCAAAGGCAGCGGGUGCUCGUCAUAGGCCGGAAGCAUAUGGACAAGUGGCGAACGAAGGAGAUGAAGUACAUCCGUGAGAACAGUUUUCUAUUUCUUACCGAAGAUUUGUCACAAGACGAUCCAUUUCUGCUGUAUGCUGCGCUGGAAAGUGGCCCAAAGACAGAUUUCUUUUCACGCGAUCUAAUGCGAAAACAUUCGUUCAUGCUUGGUAGCGAGCUGAGCGGCGUAUUUAAACGCUGGCAACAGGAACAUCAGUACUCGCUGCUUUCCAUCAUGCCGGAUGGGCGCGUCAUCAUAAAGGCUCCGUUCAAGUAUGAACUGUACGCGCACAAGUCCUGUGAUAAUCGAUGGCACGUACCACUAGUUGAGUGUGCGUACCGUAUUCCCAAGGUGGAGAAGCAAAACGAAUGGCUUUGCAUGGGCAUAAAAUAAUAUGACCAAGAAUAGGGGUAGAAUAAAGCAGUUGAA
Molecule: messenger RNA, 1599 nt
Organism: Anopheles maculipalpis
Lineage: Eukaryota; Metazoa; Arthropoda; Insecta; Diptera; Culicidae
Gene: mldr
Product: mitochondrial ribonuclease P catalytic subunit
Exons: 2
Coding region: 16-1563 (515 amino acids)
Biological process (GO): tRNA 5'-leader removal; mitochondrial tRNA 5'-end processing
Cellular component (GO): mitochondrion; mitochondrial ribonuclease P complex
Molecular function (GO): protein binding; ribonuclease P activity
Source: RefSeq, a predicted model, not a curated record